Drosophila albomicans is the source of this 342-nucleotide messenger RNA. RefSeq lists its product as uncharacterized. Bases 1 to 342 code for a protein of 113 amino acids. Lineage: Eukaryota; Metazoa; Arthropoda; Insecta; Diptera; Drosophilidae. The record is from RefSeq and is a predicted model, not a curated record. The transcript has a single exon.
AUGCGGGAAGCGGAUCCUGCAGCGUUGGCCAAAAGACGCAGUCGCCUCCAGGAGUUGCGCGCCAGCAGCAGCAGCGGCUGCGGUGGCGGUGUCGGAGGCGGUGGCAAUCAAGCUAGCGAAGCAGCCAUCGCCUUUGGCGUCAGCAAACGCGAAUCGAAGCGCCGACAACAUGGCUUCAACUCCGCUUCCGGCUCCGGUUCCGUUUCGGCGAUGCGCAAAUCACAAUCUCUGGAUGCUGAUGGCGGUGGCGAAAGUUAUUCGCUGGCCAGCAUUCAGUCGCCAUUGUGGGUGACGCUGACGAAUGCGCGCACCAUCGAGGAGCUUGCCCAGCAGAAGCUGUAA